AUGGCGUCCUCUACUGCUGUGCCUGUAGGAUUUCACUAUGAAACAAAGUAUGUAGUGCUCAGCUAUCUGGGACUUUUAUCACAAGAGAAGCCACAGGAGCAUCCUCCUCCUUCAGCUCAAGGGACUCCCCAACAGCCUGUGGCACAACAUGCUUUGGAAAAAGAGGCUUUGGAGAACAUUAAAACAGAAAUCGAGAAGGAGCUAAAACAUCUCGACGAAGAAAUCUUGGAAGCAUUUACUGCUACAGGAUUUGACUGCCACACUUCCCCAGUGUUCAGUCCUGCCAAUCCAGAGAGCUCAAUAGAAGACUGCCUGGCUCAUCUGGGGGAGAAAGUAUCCCAGGAAUUGAAAGAACAUCUACACAAAGCACUGCAGAGCUUGCUUAGCAAGCCCGUGACAUAUCAAGAAUAUCGAGGGCGCACACAAGAAGCAGCUGCUCACGCCAGUGGAUGGAACAAGGUCUUGGUACCCCUGGUUCUGCUACAGCAAUUUCUGAUGGAGUUAACCAGACGGGGCCAGGAACCGCUGAGCGCCCUUGUGAACUUUGGGGUGACAUAUCUAGAAGACUACUCUGCAGACUAUAUCAUCCAACAAGGAGGAUGGGGGACAGUCUUUACUUUGGACUCUGAAGAGGAAGAGUACCCUGGGCUCAUUGCAGAGGACAGUAAUGACAUCUACAUCCUGACCAGUGACAACUCAGGACAGGUGAGCCCCCCGGAGUCCCCCACAGUGACCACAUCGUGGCAGUCAGAGAGCCUGCCUGUCUCCCUGUCAGCAAGUCAGAGUUGGCACACAGAGAGCCUGCCAGUCUCCCUGGGACCCGAGUCCUGGCAGCAAGUGGCCAUGGAUCCUGAAGAGGUCAAAAGCCUGGACAGCAAUGGAGGGGCUGAAGAAAGGAGUGAGAACAACUCUUCCAACUCCGAUAUUGUUCAUGUGGAGAAGGAAGAGAUACCAGAGGGGAUUGAGGAAGCAGUGGUGUCUGCUGUCGCUGCAGAGACCAUACAGGCAGCGUUUCCAGAAACCCUGACUUCUCUGCAGGAAGGAAAAGCUCCAGCUGAAACUGCUGCUGCUGGAAAAGCACAGCCCUCAGUUCCGCCACCUGCCAAACAGCAGGAGAAGGGGAAGGUGGCUGAAGAGCUCCUUCGACCCGAAAUCCCCACGCUGAGUAAACCUGCCCCAAAGCUGGCCACGGCAGAGGGAAAGGCUGCAGCAGAGCUGGAGAAAAUACUGCUGCUAGGGGAAAAAAAGGUGGGGAGAGAGGGCCGCCUGGAGGAAACGGAAGAGAAGUCCCCCACAGCGGAGGAGAAGCCGCUGCUGCUGGCGGAGGGGAAGUCGAUCCUGCUGUACGGCGGAGCCGCCGCCGUGGCCAUCCUGGCCGUAGCCGUGGGAGUAGCGCUGGCGCUCAGGAGAAAGUAACCGAGCUCUGGGGAGGAGCAGGGGUGAGAGGGGAGAGAGCACAACCCGACUUUUGUAGCUGUGUUACCCAAAGGUUGAGCUGCCUGCUGUUGAAUUGGACGUUUGAGUAACUUCCUGGUGAUGGGGUGAGGUUGUUCACUAAGCCUCCAGC
Messenger RNA from Indicator indicator, 1567 nucleotides. It is a transcript of the gene BCL2L13, whose product is annotated as BCL2 like 13. The transcript is spliced from 6 exons. The coding region runs from base 1 to 1416 and encodes 471 amino acids. Gene Ontology annotation, biological process: regulation of apoptotic process; apoptotic process. The record is from RefSeq and is a predicted model, not a curated record. Gene Ontology annotation, cellular component: mitochondrion. NCBI's taxonomy places the organism in Eukaryota, Metazoa, Chordata, Aves, Piciformes, Indicatoridae.